UCCACCUUCUCUUCUGCUGUAUAUAAGGAGGUGAUCCAUCAGUCCAGCCUUACCUUCAGCCAGAGAAGAUCUCCACAGAGUUCUUCACCACCUCAGCAGGAGAACCCCUCCACAAGAUCAUCCACCAGAGGACAAGAACGACAUAUUCUUUACAGCAGAUAUUUCACUCAAACCACUAAAGCUCAAAAUGACUCAAGCUAUCACUGAACUUCAAGUCUCUACCAACAUGAAGAAAGAAGAAGAUCUUAAAAAACAAGGUUUCACCAAAGUUGACGGUAACCUCAACAGUGGUACUACAGGGCCUGAGGUGUUCCUGUGGUACAAAAAAGGGGGCGUGAAAUCUGUCACCAGAAUCCAGUGCUCCUACAGGAAUGAGAUGAAUGAUGGUCUUGGUGCUGCUGGUUUCCAAAAGAUAAAGGAGAACAUCAAUAUAGGCACCGAAGGUGAUGCCAUAUUCCUGUGGUACAUGACUGGCACCACCACGUCUGACAUCGCCAUCAUGGAUCUGAAGGUGACCACACUACUGGCAGAGGAGCCGAGACAGUUCAGCGCUGGCUGGGAGCGCCUGGGUCUCGAUCUGAACCACAACACUGGUGGAAAUCCAGUUUACCUCUGGGUGAAGAGAGAUACCACGACCUACAUCAGCAACAUUACAGCCUCGCUGAGUUUCUCUGAAGAUAAAACCCUCUUUGACCAGGGAUACAUCCGUGUGGAUGAAGACACCAACCGUGGAGCAAGCCCAAGUUUGGCCGUGUUUCUCUGGUACCGCCGUUGCAAGUAUCCAGACGUUUCCAUCACUGACAUCGAUGUUUCUAUCAGUGAAGAACAGGAGGGCAGCCUGCUGAAGAAGGGCUACUUGAAGGUCAAUAAAGACCUCAAUGCUGGCACCAAUGGAGACUCUGUGUAUCUGUGGUACAAGCACAGCGAAAAUCCUGCCAUCCAGUUCCUCACCGUGUUAGUCGGUAAUGAUGCUCUGCCGGCUUAUAAAAGUGCUAAAACCUGCAAGGUUGUGGAGAAAAACCUGAAUAAUGGCAAUAAUGGAGUUCCUCUUUAUGUGGCCUAUAAGUGAGAGCCCGAGCCUCAGGCUCUGUAUCACCCUCAGUAAUCAAGUCUUCAUCCUUUGCUUUAGAUGCUCUCACUGUAGCAGUUAAUGAGAUAUCCUGAAAGGCUGAUCAGCGUCUGUGCUGACUGUCCAGCCUUUAUUAAAGAUCUAAAUUGAGAGAAUCUUGUACUGAUUUAAUAAAAUCACAAUCAUACAGAGAUUUAUUAUCAGCAAACGCCAUGUUUAAAGAUUGUAUCUGUUUUAAUGGAUAACCUAAAGAUUGUAUAAUCCAACGCUGUGUUCGGCUCCAUCUCUGGAUUUCUGUCCUUUCUCUGAUUAAAGCACCAUA
Molecule: messenger RNA, 1391 nt
Organism: Pygocentrus nattereri (red-bellied piranha)
Lineage: Eukaryota; Metazoa; Chordata; Actinopteri; Characiformes; Serrasalmidae
Exons: 2
Coding region: 188-1069 (293 amino acids)
Source: RefSeq, a predicted model, not a curated record